AGAACCGCCACGCUCUCGCGAGAGCUUGAAGGCGGAAAAUGGCGCUGACGUGAGCGCGGGCCCUGGGCGCCCAGGGACUCGCCACAGCCUCAGCUGGAGCUGCAGGAGCUGCGGGAACAGGAGGCCUAACGCGGCCGAGGAUGGAGGAGGAACCCUCUGGGCUUAGCCCAGACAUGCUGGCCACUGCAGAGCCCAGCUCCAGUGAGACUGGCAAGGAAGUGUUAUCCCCAGGUGUGACUGCUGCAGCUACCUCUUUCUCAAUGGGGGAGGAAUCAGGUCCAGACCAGACAGCCACACCCCCAGUGUGGGACCGUGGAGGGCUUGAAGGGGCCCAGCAAGGUUCCUCCUCAGCUCCAGACAGUGAACAACCUGGCUCUGGACCCAGCCUUGGCUCAACCAGCACAGUCUCCGGGACCAGUGAGGACCUUCGGCCUCCCAGGCGACGCCCACCACAAGGAAAGCAGAUACCCUGCUCUAGCCCUGGCUGCUGCCUCAGUUUCCCCAGCAUUCGUGACUUGGCACAGCAUCUUCGCACCCAUUGCCCACCCACACAGUCCCUGGAAGGCAAGCUGUUCCGCUGUUCGGCCCUGAGCUGCACGGAGACUUUCCCCAGCAUGCAGGAACUGGUGGCCCAUGGCAAGCUGCACUACAAACCCAAUCGCUACUUCAAGUGUGAGAAUUGCCUUCUGCGCUUCCGCACGCACCGCUCACUCUUCAAGCAUCUUCAUGUUUGCGCCGAGCAAGGGCAGAGCCCAGCCCCACCACCACCCCCAGCCCUCGACAAGGAGCCAUCUGCGCCAGAACGCCCCCUGGAGUCCGAUCCUGCAUCAGCGCCCAGCCUGCAGUUUCCGCUUCUCGAGCCCUUCAUGACCCCCGCCCCUGCCCCCACUGGGCCCUUCCUGCCCUACUUGAACCCCACACCCUUUGACCUAAGCCCCCCACGCCUGCGCCCCUUCCUGGCCGCUGCACCUGGGCUGCCAGCCUCCAGCGCCGCCGUGUGGAAAAAGAGCCAAGGUGCAGGAGGCAGUCCUCGGAGACCCCAGGGCGGCUCCGAUGCGCCCUCAGGUGGUGAAAAGGAUACUUUACAAUAAUGUGGAACAGAACAGAUCAUGGGACAAGUGAAAUGAACCACCACAACCACACCAAAGUCCGGUCUUCAUCCAAAGAAGGUAUUACUGUGAUACGGUGGGAUUGGAAGGGAGUUCUCUAUUACAAGCUCCUUCCAGAAAACCAAAUGAUUAAUGCCAAUAAGUACUGACCCCAAUUAGACCAAGUGAAAGCAGCAUUGGAUGAAAAGCAUCCGGAAUUAGGCAACAGAAAACAAGUAAUCUUCCAUCAGGAUAACAGAAGACCGCAUGUUUCUUUGAUGACCAGGCAAAAACUGUUACAGCUUGGCUGGGAGGUUCUGAUUCAUCCACGGUAUUCACCAGAUAUUGCACCUAAGGGCUUCCAUUUAUUUUGGCCUUUAUAGAAUUUUAUUAAUGGAAAAAAUUUCAAUUCCUUAGAAGAUUGCAAAAGGUACCUGGAACAGUUCCUUGCUCAAAAAGAUAAAAAGUUUUGGGAAGAUGGAAUUAUGAAGGUGCCUGAAAGGUGGCAGAAGGUAGUGGAACAGAAACAGUGAAUAUGUUGUUCAAUAAUGUUAUUGGUGAAAAACAAACUUUUUGGCCAACCCAAUACUAGAAAGCAGUAGUGCCAGCCCUGAAAUACAGGAUUUUUUCCUUAAAAAUUA
This is a messenger RNA of Phyllostomus hastatus (greater spear-nosed bat), 1729 nucleotides long. RefSeq names its product zinc finger protein 414 (gene ZNF414). The record is from RefSeq and is a predicted model, not a curated record. Bases 141 to 1091 code for a protein of 316 amino acids. The transcript is spliced from 7 exons. Lineage: Eukaryota; Metazoa; Chordata; Mammalia; Chiroptera; Phyllostomidae.